GCAGUCGCUAACGCCUUUCUCCUGCGCGGCCUUCGGCCUUCGGGUUUGCAGCGGCAUGGCCACUCCCAAGCGGUUCCCAACACUGGUGCAACUGCAGCAGCGAGAAGGGAUGCUCUUCGAGGUGCUCGGAAGCCUCAACAAAAUACCCUACUGGUUCCACCACGAGUUCCUGAAGAAUCCGAAGGCAGUUCGCCUCGAGUCUUGGUUGGUGGAAGCAAUCUUCGGCCCGGACGGAGAGCACAUUCCGGACAUCGAGUGUACGUCCCACAUCCUGCUUCACGUGAAUCGGUGGGACCCGGACGGCGAGGCUGAGAUCCUGAUAUUCGGGCGGCCUUAUUACCAGAAGGACACAGCCAAAUUAGUCAUGAACUUGGCUGACCAUCACCGCCAGCUCCGGGCGCAAGGUACUGGUUUUCUCCUUGCAAGGGAUCUAGAAGGCCAAGAAACCAAGACUCAGCAGUUUCCGAAGGCUGUCCGGGAGGUCAGGACCCAGCAGUCUUCUGAAGCUAACAGGGAGGCUGGGAUCCAGCGAUCUCUGGUCCAAGUCCGGGAGGCCGGGACCCAGUGGCCUCCGGUGAAGGUCCGGGAAGGUGGGACCCAUUGGACUCAGGUCUAG
Molecule: messenger RNA, 616 nt
Organism: Microcebus murinus (gray mouse lemur)
Lineage: Eukaryota; Metazoa; Chordata; Mammalia; Primates; Cheirogaleidae
Gene: KHDC3L
Product: KH domain containing 3 like, subcortical maternal complex member
Cellular component (GO): protein-containing complex
Molecular function (GO): RNA binding
Source: RefSeq, a predicted model, not a curated record